Molecule: messenger RNA, 341 nt
Organism: Staurois parvus
Lineage: Eukaryota; Metazoa; Chordata; Amphibia; Anura; Ranidae
Source: the annotation of a GenBank genome assembly
CACAAUCGAUGUACCGGCAGCCUGGGCAAUUGUUACUGGGUCAGGUUAAUUACGCAAUUAACCCUUCACACUGCCACCACCUCCUUUUUGUACAGAGAAAGAGGAAACUCGGCGUUAUCAGCUAUAACACUAUAAUGAUUGAAAUAAUCGACUGCAUAACACGGUCAUAACACAGGCCUGUUAUACAGAGGGUUAAACAAACAGUAGCAUUCUCUUUAGAGGCAGGGAUUCGUAAAUUGCAAUACAGAGCUAUAGAAACAGUUCAACGCUUUCAGAAAGAAAGAUUUAUUACUAAAAGGUCAAACGGGUGCAAUAAAAAUAUUCACAGAAAAAAGAUGUAA